Mesorhabditis belari is the source of this 651-nucleotide messenger RNA. The record is from the annotation of a GenBank genome assembly. NCBI's taxonomy places the organism in Eukaryota, Metazoa, Nematoda, Chromadorea, Rhabditida, Rhabditidae.
AUGACAACGCAACGACAACGACAACGACAACAACGGCGCAACGUCAACGCCAACGACAACGCAACGCAACGACAACGCAACAAAACGACAACAACAACGACAACGACAACGACAACGCAACGCAACGACUACGACAACGACAAUGACAACGACAACGCAACGCAACAACAACGCAACAAAACGACAACGACAACGACAAUGACAACGACAACGCAACGCAACAACAACGCAACAAAACAACAACGCAACAAAACGACAACGACAACGACAACAACGACGCAACGUCAACGACAACGACAACGCAACGCAACGACAACGCAACAAAACGACAACAACGACACAACGACAACGACAACGACAACGCAACGCAACGACAACGACAACGAUAAUGACAACGACAACGCAACGCAACAACAACGCAACAAAACGACAACGACAACGACAACGACAACAACAACGCAACGCAACGCAACAACAACGCAACAAAACGACAACGACAACGACAAUGACAACGACAACGCAACGCAACAACAACGCAACAAAACAACAACGCAACAAAACGACAACGACAACGACAACAACGACGCAACGUCAACGACAACGACAACGCAACGCAACAACAACGCAACAAAACGACAACGACAACGACAA